UUAUCCGUAAUAAUAAUGAAAAGGAAAAGAGAAACAACGGGGUUUUCGAGGGGUUUUUCAUCGUAGCUCCUUCGUCUCUUCCGCCACACCCAGCGGCACCAUCAACUUUUCCUUCCAUCCACCCACAAAGCUAAGGAACGUGAUUGCUUGGACCACAAAGAGGUUUGCUAAAUCCUGGGUCAGCAUGGCUACCCAGACAAUAGCUGAAACUGCACAAAAACUUGUCAACCCUGAAGCCCUUCGCUAUGCAGCCAAACAAUCAGAGCGCUGCCUUGUUAUUCCUGUCCGUCUCCGUCGUGCUAUUAAAAAAUACCUUAAAGAGCAGGAGGAGCCAUAUAUGAAGAGUAAAGUCUUGAGACUGUCUCAAUCAUUUAAUCAAAUCAAGGAUGUCAAUCUACAGUUGGCAAGCACCACAGCAAAGAAGAUAGUUGAAGACCCUUUAAAGUCUCUCGAACAAUCAAAACGUUGGAAGAUUACGAGCUCUUAUGGGGACAUUGGUCUCAUGUAUAGAGAUGAUGAGACAAUUGCUUAUGUGGCUUCUAGAAUGCCUGCUGUUUACUCUGCUUGUUACAGAGUACUUAAAGAGGUUCGCAGAAGGCUUCCUGGUUUCUCCCCAUCUAAGGUAUUAGAUUUUGGUGCCGGGACUGGUUCAGCUUUCUGGGCACUACAAGAAGUUUGGCCAAAAUCUUUGGAGAAAGUUAAUUUAAUAGAACCAUCACAAUCAAUGCAGCGUGCAGGUCGGAGCCUUGUACAAGGUCUCAAGAAUUUGCCACUUAUUCAUAGCUAUGAUAGCAUUCAAGCCCUUUCUAAAAGUAUUGGUAAAUCAGACAGAGGGCAUGACCUUGUAAUUGCUUCUUAUGUUCUUGGAGAGAUUCCAUCAAUAAAGGAUCGAAUAACCAUAGUUCGCCAACUUUGGGAUCUAACAAGUGAUCUUCUGGUCUUGGUUGAACCAGGAACGCCUCAUGGAUCUAAUAUUAUUGCUCAGAUGAGAUCUCACAUAUUAUGGAUGGAAGAAAGAAAAUAUCGUAAAGCAUCUCGUAAGAAUAAUGAAGUUUGUAAAGAUUUGAUCACUCAGAAGUCUGGUGCGUUCGUGGUUGCCCCUUGUCCUCAUGAUGGGAUUUGUCCGCUGGUAAAAUCUGGAAAAUAUUGUCAUUUUGUUCAACGCUUAGAGAGGACUUCAUCGCAACGUGCCUACAAGCGUUCAAAGGGUGAUCCUUUACGUGGUUUUGAAGAUGAGAAAUUUUCCUAUGUUGUUUUUAGACGUGGACCAAGGCCAAGGGAACCUUGGCCCCUUGAGGGUGUGGAAUUUGAGACUCUGAAGGAGCAGCAUGCAAAAAGAAAUCCAGAGGAUCUUGAAAUUGACUAUGAGGACUGGAUGAAGUUACAACAAGCUGAUGAUACUCUUCAUGAAGUAGCUGAUGCAGCAGAUGAUUUGGAAACUGGUGACACUUCUUGUGAAGUAGUUAACGCUGUAAGUUAUGAUUCGGAUGCUGUGGAAACUGACGGUGAUGAUGAUAGUGACAAUGACUACGAAAGGAGAGAAGAGAGAGCUAGUGCUGAUCUUGGAGGUGGCUGGGGCAGGAUUGUCUUCAUGCCUGUCAGAAGGGGCAGACAGGUCACAAUGAAUGUGUGCAGAUCCACCAAAAAGGAUGCCUCAGAGGGUUCAUAUGAUCGUAUUGUCGUCACAAAGAGCAAGAACCCUACCUUGCAUCAUCAGGCCAAAAGAUCUAUCUGGGGUGACCUGUGGCCCUUUUGAAGCUAAAUAUUGUUUGAUGUUAAUUUAUUGUCAUUUCAUGUUCCUGACUGAUAAAAAAUGUUAAGGGUUAUGCCUUCAAAAUUCAAAGAAAACAUAAGAAAUUCACAUUAUAGAUGGAGUUCUGCAUGUAGCCUUUAGCUAUUAAAUUUCCUUCAUGAAACACGGUAUUAUAGAUAAUUUGUUUAGAGAAAAGUGAGAAUUGUAUUA
Messenger RNA from Vigna umbellata (rice bean), 1963 nucleotides. Its product is annotated as copper ion binding / methyltransferase. The record is from RefSeq and is a predicted model, not a curated record. Gene Ontology annotation, cellular component: mitochondrial small ribosomal subunit. NCBI's taxonomy places the organism in Eukaryota, Viridiplantae, Streptophyta, Magnoliopsida, Fabales, Fabaceae. Gene Ontology annotation, biological process: translation. Gene Ontology annotation, molecular function: methyltransferase activity; structural constituent of ribosome.